GCUACUGUAUGCAUUUCUAAACUAGGUAACUGCAGUUGGCAGUUGGCAGUGUGUUUGGAAAUGCAUCUUCAGUCCACUUGGUCCUGUGUUUUGUUAUUAUUUCUGUCUGGUAAAGGCUCGCCAGCGCCUACAUUUAUUCCCGAGGGAGAGAGAGUUCCUGCACUACAACCCCAGAAUGACCUGAAACAUGCCACAGAGUACCUCAGACAAUAUUACAACCUCAAGAAAGAGCCUUUUGGUCGAGGGAAGAGGAGCUGGCCCUCGUUCACCUCCAAGGUGAAGGACAUGCAAAGUUUCUUCAGCCUCAACACCACAGGUGUUUUGGACCCUGAGACUGUGGAGGUUAUGAAGACCCCUCGUUGUGGAGUCCCUGAUGUGGAUGAUUACACCCACAACCAUGGAAACCGGUGGAACAAGAACGUUAUUACGUACAAUAUUGGCAGGUACACCAGUGAUCUGCCCCACAGCACGGUGGAUUCUCUGAUUGAGUCAGCACUCAGUGUCUGGAGCAGAGCCAGCACUCUAACCUUUGUAAGAUCACCAACCCGGGUUGCUGAUAUCAUGGUGGAGUUUGCCACUUACGAGCAUGGUGACCUGUAUCCUUUUGAUGGACCAAAGGGUACUUUGGCACAUGCAUAUGGUCCUGGAGACGGCACUGGAGGGGACACCCACUUUGAUGAUGAUGAAACCUGGACAGCUGGACCAAAUGGAUUUAACCUUUAUCUGGUGGCAGCACAUGAGUUUGGCCAUGCUUUGGGGUUAAAACAUUCAAGAAAUCCAGACUCGCUGAUGUACCCUACAUACAGACCCCGAAGUUUACAUAACCCUCUCUCCUGGGAGGACAUGACAAACAUCAACUCUCUUUACGGUAAGCAGAACCCCAUGGAACAACUGCUGUAUCGUUACCUGAGGACAGGGUGGAGUCUUCCCUCCAACCCUUGGCUUGUGGGAACCCCUUUCCCCUCCACCACGCAGAAGUGUGCCCCCAGUCUGUCCUUUGAUGCUGUUUCAACCGUGGGGGACUCCACCUUCUUUUUCAGCGACAGGUAUCUUUGGAUCAAACAUAACCAGCAAUAUGACAUCAAAGAAGGCUCUAUCAACAACUUCAUGCCAAAGAUUGAGACCAAAAUUGAUGCUGCCUUCUGGGUCCCUAGACGAUCUACUGCUUACCUGUUUCAUGAAUCCAUGUACUGGGUAGUUAAGGGGUCCCUUGUGAAAGGCAAGCCAAAACCCAUUAGUAACUUUGGGUUACCUCCAUGGGUGCAGGAGGUAGACGCAGCAGUUCACAUCGUCAAAACAGGCCGCACCUUCUUUUUCAGUCAUGACAUUUACUGGAGUUACAAUGAAAAUCGCAGGGUAAUGGAUAUUGGUUACCCACAAUACAUCAGUGAUGAUUUCCCAGGAGUUGAUGGAAAUAUAAGUGCAGCUGUCCAUAAGGAUGGUUUCAUCUUCUUUUUCAUUGGACCUCAAGUGUAUAAGUAUGAUUACACCUUGAAGGAAGUUGUUGGAAUUGAAAAAGCAAAUACCUGGCUUGGGUGCUGAUGAAUCACAGUGGAAAUGACCUGAGAGAACAUGAGACUUUGUGUGUAUUUGUA
Osmerus eperlanus (European smelt) is the source of this 1595-nucleotide messenger RNA. RefSeq names its product matrilysin-like. NCBI's taxonomy places the organism in Eukaryota, Metazoa, Chordata, Actinopteri, Osmeriformes, Osmeridae. The transcript has 9 exons. Gene Ontology annotation, cellular component: extracellular matrix. The record is from RefSeq and is a predicted model, not a curated record. Gene Ontology annotation, molecular function: metalloendopeptidase activity; zinc ion binding. Gene Ontology annotation, biological process: proteolysis; collagen catabolic process; extracellular matrix organization. Bases 61 to 1542 code for a protein of 493 amino acids.